GUCGACGCCCUGACUCAGUGGCAAUCUGACGCCGGCGCGAGUCGAACGCGUUACAAACAUGCGCUCAGUAAUCCUAGCCGUAUUACCAAUAUUAUUCAUUCACGCAAAAUGUGACGACAAGUACCACGAGAAGCGGAAGCAACUCGUUGAACUUGAACUAAGGAUGGCCCUCGGCGGUAACUCCACACUCAACGAUAAAGAAAACAUUGUAAACAACUGCUUGAUGCAACACAAGUUCAACGAACUCGAUUACGGAUUCGACAACCCUGACCAUUACAACCUUUCGCACCAUUUCUUCAAUUAUAGAAAGCAAAUACAGAAGUCUAAAGUUUAUAAGAUUAUCCAGAGUAUGCCUAAAGGAGCAGUGCUUCAUGUUCAUGAUAUGGCGAUCAUCGGACCUGAUUAUUUUGUGAAUCUUACCUACAUGGACCAUCUUUAUGUGUGUUUCGGUAAGCCUAUCAAGUUCUGGUUCUCAUAUACCGUUCCAAAUACUACAUGUGAUGGGGAUUGGAAGCUGAUGAAGGAUGUCAGGAAGGCAGCAGCUAAUGUGACGCAGUUCGACGCUGAUUUGAGGAAACACUUCACCCUGGUCUGUGAUAACCCUGACGUUGUUUACCCAUCCAUCAAAGAAACUUGGGAUACCUUCAUGGGAUACUUCACCUCCGUAUUCGGUCUACUAUCUUUCAGGCCAAAUUGGGAACAAUAUUUUUAUGAUGCUCUAAAACUGUUCAGAGCCGACAACAUCAUGUAUGUUGAAGUACGAAGCAUAUUGCCCAACCUGUAUGAGCUAGAUGGUACUGUCUAUGACAAGAUAAUAACAGCAAAAGCCUAUAGAAAAGCGAUAAACAAAUUCCUCAAAGACUAUCCAGAUUUUCUAGGAGCCAAACUGAUAUUUGCUCCAUCAAGGAAGGUGGAUGCAAAAGUACUGGACUCUUAUAUACAAACAGCAAGACAUAUAAAGAGAGAUAUGCCUGAUUUGUAUGCUGGAUUCGAUCUGGUUGGACAAGAAGAUUUAGGGAAUCCAUUAAUAGAAUUUGUACCUCAAUUACUCCAAGCUAAAGACUUAAAUUUCUUCUUCCACGCCGGUGAAACGAAUUGGUUCGGUACAUUGACGGACGAGAACUUAGUUGAUGCCGUACUACUGGGUGCUAAAAGAAUCGGGCAUGGAUAUGCACUUGCAAAGCAUCCAGCUUUGAUGAGAGAAGUGAUAAAAAAGGACAUUGGAAUAGAAGUAAAUGUUUUAUCAAAUGCUGUGUUAUCUCUAGUGAAAGACGUUCGUAACCAUCCUUUAAAUAUUUUCUUGAGUUUGGACCUUCCUGUGGUGUUGUCCAGUGAUGAUCCUGGUGCUUGGGAAGCUGAUCCAUUGUCGGAUGACUUUUACGUGGCAUUCGUGGGUGUUGCUAGUAGACUUGCAGAUUUGAGGAUGCUGAAGGGUUUAGCUCUAAAUUCUUUGAAGUACAGUGCUUUGAAGGCGGAGCAUAAAGUGCGGGCGAUACGUGAGUUUAAUUCAAGAUGGAAUGAUUUUGUUAAUCAUUUUGAUUGUAAGUCGUAUUAGAAACUUUGUACUUGUGUCUUUAUUGUUUGUAAUGAUUAUUAUUAUAUAUCGCCACGCCUUCUAUCGCCGAAGGGGUAGGCAGAGGUGCACAUUAUGGCACUGUACAAUGUACACCCACUUUUCACAAAUUAUGUUGUAAGUCCUAUGUAAUAGGGGGUGAGCCUUUUGUGUGAGGUAGUGAGUUUGUAAUUAUGAAUCUUAAUAUUGAAUUUUGGCAGUAUAGGUAUCUCAAUGACUUAUUUAACUAGUAAAUGUUAUACUUGUUAAUAUUACUUUAAUAGUUCUGAUACUAGCAGUUGGGGGUUAUCCAAACGUGUCAAUACUUUCAAUUAACAAUUUAUUUAUGUGUAUGUACAGUUUUGGGUUACACAUUAAUACCUAAUUAAAGUGUCUUCAUUUUCCUCAAAUAUAUCAAUGUCUAAGCCGUCAACCAUUGUUUUUGAGUUGUAAACUAUUGCAUGUUCUUUUUAUAAUGUAUUUUUAUCUUAUAAAAUUAACAAAAGCGAGACCUUAAAUCUAAGUAUUUCUUUGCUAAAGGAAAGCUCUCUAAUUUGUACACUACCUAUUUACUAUAUUUAUUCUUAUUAUUUUAUGU
This is a messenger RNA of Spodoptera frugiperda (fall armyworm), 2150 nucleotides long. RefSeq names its product adenosine deaminase 2-A-like. The transcript has a single exon. Gene Ontology annotation, molecular function: adenosine deaminase activity. NCBI's taxonomy places the organism in Eukaryota, Metazoa, Arthropoda, Insecta, Lepidoptera, Noctuidae. The coding region runs from base 59 to 1555 and encodes 498 amino acids. Gene Ontology annotation, biological process: adenosine catabolic process; inosine biosynthetic process. The record is from RefSeq and is a predicted model, not a curated record.